AACCUUUAUGGGUUUUGGUUUAAAAUAAAUUCAAACAGAUUUUUUUAAAUACUUACAAAAAAUCUAAAUGAUUCGUUCUUUAAGAAUAUUUUUUAUCGCUUUAUUGUUGCACGUUGCUGACUAUGUAAUUAGUCAAGAGACUAAAUGUCAUAAACCUUGUAUUCCAUUAUCGCAAUGUUUUACCGCCCAAAACCUAUUAAAAGAAAAUGGAACUAGGCCAACAAUUUGUUAUUUCCUCGGUUUUGAAUUAUUUGUUUGUUGUCCUCCAUUUAAUCCAAUCUUAGUAUUUGAUAGAUCUACAAUACGUGUAAGUCAGAGAAAAUGUGAACAAUUUUAUCCAUCAAAAAUACCUGAAGGAGCUUUUGGUGCAGUAGCAGGAUAUGAAACAGAACCAAAUGAGUUUCCAUUUAUGGCUGCUAUUGGAUAUGGUGAUGCUAAAAAUCCUAUUUACAAUUGCGGUGGAGUUCUAGCUGAAAGAAAUUAUGUAAUAACAGCGGCACAUUGCGCCAAAUAUAAUGGAGAACCUGCUAUUGUGGUUCGGAUUGGAGGAAAUCCACUGUCAGAUAAUGCAACUCAGCCUAUACGGGUAGUAAAAGUCAUUAUACAUCCAAAUUAUGAAAGUAAUACAGAAUUGAAUGACAUCGCAAUUUUAGCACUAGGACAACAUGUUGAUGAAACUCCGGUUUGUUUAUAUUCUUUUGGAAAGUUAGAAUUAGCAUAUCAGUCAAAUGUUAUAGCAAUGGGUUACGGAUCAACUUCAUUUGGGGGCGCCUUUGCAAGAAGAUUGCUGAAAGUAUAUCUUAAAAUAAUUGAUAAUAGUGAAUGUGUUAAAGAAUAUGGAAAUCAACCAAUCGUUGAAUCACAGUUAUGUGUCCAAGGGAAUACAAGACAUUUUAAUGGUACGGAAAUUGCAAUUCAAGAUACAUGCCAGGGUGAUUCAGGUGGACCACUACUAUUACAAAGUAGUCUCACAUUUAGUCCUAGAAUAGUUGGCAUAGUUUCAUACGGUCAAGGCUGUGGUACAAAAAUACCUGGAAUUUAUACUAAUAUAAGUUCCUAUAUCGAUUGGAUUGAAUCUGUUAUUUGGCCAGGAAAUAAUGAAGAUGAAAAAUUUUUAAUUUCUUAACAUUAUUGCUUUAAAUAGUCUUAAGAUUAGUUCUAAAAUAUUU
Condylostylus longicornis is the source of this 1169-nucleotide messenger RNA. RefSeq names its product serine protease snake-like. The transcript is spliced from 8 exons. Lineage: Eukaryota; Metazoa; Arthropoda; Insecta; Diptera; Dolichopodidae. The record is from RefSeq and is a predicted model, not a curated record. Gene Ontology annotation, biological process: proteolysis. Bases 68 to 1126 code for a protein of 352 amino acids. Gene Ontology annotation, molecular function: serine-type endopeptidase activity.